Herpailurus yagouaroundi (jaguarundi) is the source of this 1068-nucleotide messenger RNA. RefSeq names its product ribosome production factor 1-like. Gene Ontology annotation, biological process: maturation of 5.8S rRNA; maturation of LSU-rRNA. NCBI's taxonomy places the organism in Eukaryota, Metazoa, Chordata, Mammalia, Carnivora, Felidae. Gene Ontology annotation, molecular function: rRNA primary transcript binding. Gene Ontology annotation, cellular component: preribosome, large subunit precursor; nucleolus. The record is from RefSeq and is a predicted model, not a curated record.
AUGGCGAAGGCCGGGGACGAGGGCGGCGGCAGCGGGAAGAAAAGCUUGAAACGAAAAGCUGCUACCGAAGAACCUCAGGAAGCGACAGCCGCUGGGGAUGGGGCGACGGAAGGCAGGGUCCAGCCCCCGAAAGGGACUGCUUUCCCCCCAGGCUUCAGCAUUUCAGAGAUUAAGAACAAACAGCGACGACACUUAAUGUUCACGCAGUGGAAACAGCAGCAGCGGAAGGAAAAGUUGGCAGCUAAAAAAAAACUUAAAAAAGAAAGAGAGGCUCUUGGUGACAAGGCUCCGCCAAAGCCUGUACCCAAGACCAUCGACAACCAGCGAGUGCCUGAUGAAACCAUAGUAGAUCCUAACGAUGAAGAGGUCGCUUAUGAUGAAGCUACAGAUGAAUUUGCUUCUUACUUCAACAGACAGACUUCUCCCAAGACUCUCAUCACAACAUCAGAUAGACCUCAUGGGAGAACAGUAAGACUCUGUGAACAGCUGUCUACAGUUAUACCAAACUCACAUGUUUAUUACAGAGGAGGACUGGCUCUGAAAAAAAUUAUUCCCCAGUGCAUCUCGAGAGAUUUCACAGAUCUGAUCGUUAUUAACGAAGAUCGUAAAACAGCAAAUGGACUUAUUUUGAGUCACUUGCCAAAUGGUCCAACUGCUCAUUUUAAAAUGAGCAGUGUUCGUCUUCGUAAAGAAAUGAAGAGAAGAGGCAAGGACCCCACAGAGCACAAACCCGAAAUAAUACUGAAUAAUUUUACAACACGGCUAGGUCAUUCAAUUGGAGGAAUGUUUGCAUCUCUCUUCCCCCAUGAUCCUCAGUUUAUUGGCAGGCAGGUUGCCACAUUCCACAAUCAGCGGGAUUAUAUUUUCUUCAGAUUUCACAGAUACAUAUUCAAGAGUGAAAAGAAAGUAGGAAUUCAGGAACUUGGACCACGGUUUACCUUAAAAUUAAGAUCUCUUCAGAAAGGAACCUUUGAUUCUAAAUACGGGGAGUAUGAAUGGGUCCAUAAGCCCCAGAAAAUGGACACAAGUAGAAGAAAAUUCCAUUUAUAAAGUACUAAGGGAAUAAUA